GAGAACAGUGUGGUGGAGUACUUUAAAAAAUCACCCUAUUAAGAUGACUUAGGAAGAUGAAAGGCAAGGUUUAUCAGGAUGUAGAUGUUCACAGGCAAAGAUGGGAUGCAGACUUGCUCUAGGUCUCUGAGUGAAAGGGAUAUUAAUUAUGAAUCUAUUUAAAAAAAAAAAAGAUUGCCUAAGUCACAGUCCAUAACAGACAUGUAGACUUAAUAUUUAACAGUUUAAUAGUCCAAAUUCUAUAAAACCUCUGCAAUUGGAAUCAAGUAAAAUAACUAUAUUAUCUUUCAAGACAUUUUUGUCUUGGCAACAAAAUUCUCAUUGGGGAUAGUGUUCUAUCUAUAAUUUUGUCUUUUCUUUUAAGCGAUGCUGAAUCAAACUUCAGUCACUGAAUUUCUCCUCCUGGGAAUGACGGACAUCCAAGAACUGCAACCUUUUCUCUUUGUGGUUUUCCUCACCAUCUACUUUGUCAAUGUGACUGGGAAUGGAGCUAUCCUGAUGAUUGUUAUCUCUGAUCCAAGACUCCAUUUACCUAUGUAUUUCUUCCUGGGAAACCUCUCAUGCCUAGAUAUCUGCUAUUCCACAGUGACACUGCCGAAGAUGCUAGAAAACUUCUUCUCUACACACAAAGCAAUUUCUUUUGUGGGAUGCAUAAGCCAGCUUCAUUUCUUUCACUUCCUGGGCAGCACAGAGGCCAUGUUGUUGGCCGUGAUGGCCUUGGACCGCUUUGUGGCUAUCUGCAAACCGCUUCAUUACACUGUCAUCAUGAAUCAUCAGCGCUGUACCCAGAUGGCUAGCACGAUCUGGGUCAUUGGGUUUUUCCAUGCCCUCCUACAUUCCAUAAUGACCUCUCACUUGAACUUCUGUGGUUCCAACCAAAUCCAUCACUUCUUCUGUGAUAUUAAACCAUUGUUGGAGUUAGCCUGUGGGCACAUUGAGCUCAACCAGUGGCUACUCAACACUGUCACAGGGACCAUGGCUAUAGGCCCCUUCUUUCUCACACUUCUCUCCUAUUUCUACAUUAUCACCUAUCUGGUCUUCAAGACCCAUUCAUGCAGCAUGCUUCACAGAGCACUGUCCACCUGUGCCUCCCACUUCAUGGUAGUUAUUAUUUUCUAUUCUCCUGUUGUCUUCACCUAUAUUCAUCCUGCCUCAGGCAGCUCCAUGGACCAGGAACGGGUCAUUGCCAUCAUGUACACUGUGGUCACCCCUGUGCUAAAUCCAUUGGUCUAUACUUUGAGGAAUAAGGAAGUAAAGAGGGCCUUGAUCAGGAUGAUCAGAAGGAAGCUAUUCAGAAACUGGGAAAAGCAUAGCCUGGAAGGGUUGACUUUAUUUAAUAAUGUCUGAAUUCUCAGCCAGGAUGACUUGAACAGCUGGGUAUGGAAUAGGUGAGAGUUGACAAAGUCUCUCUUUGCUGUCUCUCUUUCCCUGUCUCUAGCUUUUCCAUGUGGUUAGUAUGUGCUUCUUCACUAGGGAAGCCUCCAAUGGUAGACUUUUUAGAUGGUGGCUCAGAGGCCAACAGAUCAAGGUAAAACCCGCCAGUUGUCUUAAGACUAGGCCCAGAACUGGCAUUAAU
Messenger RNA from Loxodonta africana (African savanna elephant), 1576 nucleotides. Its product is annotated as olfactory receptor 12D2-like. The transcript is spliced from 2 exons. Gene Ontology annotation, molecular function: olfactory receptor activity; G protein-coupled receptor activity; odorant binding. The record is from RefSeq and is a predicted model, not a curated record. Lineage: Eukaryota; Metazoa; Chordata; Mammalia; Proboscidea; Elephantidae. Bases 367 to 1347 code for a protein of 326 amino acids. Gene Ontology annotation, biological process: G protein-coupled receptor signaling pathway. Gene Ontology annotation, cellular component: membrane.